AAGGAGGCGCGGGGCGUGCAGGAGGUGCCGGCCCGGCCCCUCGCCGCCGCCGUCGGACCAGUCGGACGGCUUCGGCCCGGCCCGCCCCGCCCCGCCGCCCUCCCGGAAACCCAGCGCCCGGGCCGCGAGCACCCGAGCCGGCGGCCCAACCCGCCCGGUCGCCGCCCCGCCGCGCUCGCCGCCCCCGGCCCGCUCCGGGCACUGCGCCCUGGGGCGCCCGGGUCGGCGAGAGUCUGCGGGAAAUGGGCUCGGGCACAAGGGAAGGGCCGGGCUGGGGGCGCCCCCGCCGCCGCCCCCGACAGUGACGCGAGCCGGGUUGAUGCCAAAGCCCCGCUGCCCUUCGGGCCUGGCUGCCUCCAUCGCCGCUGUCCUUGUCAUCAUGGGCCCGAUGGGACUGUGAAGGUGCUGCUGGAAGGCUUCCCCGCACGCUGGACCAUGGGUGAUCCCCGGUUCCCCGAAACCACGGAACCCACGGAACCCACGGAACUUCUCAGCGCUUAUGUGGGAGACAGCCAGCCGCCAUGCCCCGCAUCACUGGCCGGGGCACCCUGUGGCCCUGCUGAACCUGGUGGGGCGCAGACCUGGGCCUUGGACCCUCCCGAUUCUGCCAGGCCUGAUGCUUCAACCUGGGACUCCAGCUUCGAGGCCCCAGGGACCACUCACUCCCCGACAGCCGGCUCUACCAGUUCCACACAGGUGGUGUUCUGGGCGGGGAUCCUGCAGGCACAGAUGUGUGUGCUGGACCUGGAGGAGGAGCUGGAGAAGACAGACGGGCUCAGGGCCGAGCUGAGACGCUGCGUGCCCGUCCCACCCGCAGACCUGAGCCUCCCUGGGGAGGAGGCCUGUGCAGAAGAGAGAAGCAGCAUUGGCCCCGAGGAGUGCAGCCAGCAAGAGGAUGUGGCAGGCUUGUCCCCAGCCUGGGGGGCCGAGGAGGAGAGCGUGUUCUUCGACAACCCCCUCUUUCUGGACAGCCCUUGCUCCGACGCCAGUACUUCCGGGACGCGCUUUUCCUGGGUCUUCCCGGACUGCCUUGGGACAGGAAGGCCAGAGCCGGAGAGCCCCCAGAUGCCGGAGACCCUAGUCCCUAGAGCUGGGGAGCCAGGGGUGCCUGGAAGUGAGCUGGAGGGCGAGGAUGUCCCGACUGACUCUGGGGGCUCGGCCACGCCACCGUUCCCAGUGCCUACCUACAAGCUGCACUCCUCCUGGGCUGCCCUGGACACCCCUGAGGGGGCUCCCACAGCACCUCCCAAUUGGGAGGAGAGGGAGGCCCUCCCCUGCUCCCCAGGCACCCUGAGAGAAGAGGAUCCUUCCUGGCCGCCCCCAGAGCGGCCUCUCUCUGAGGACAGAGGCUCUUCAUCGGGUGACAAGGAUGCCGAGUGUCCCCAAGUGUCUGCUUUCUGUGCCUUGUCCCCUGGCCCCUGGGAGAGCUCAGCUUCUUCGCCGGAGCCAAAUAGCCCUGAAUCCGUGAGCAGAGAUGCUGGUUCCAGGACCAGCCUGGUGACUUCCGAGCCAGACAGCCUGCAGCCCCAGAGCCCGCCCUGGGAUCAUGAUGUUCCCAGAAGGAUGCUAGAUGCUUCAUGCCCAGCACUCUUGACCACCGAUGUGAUGGAACCGAGUUCCCCAGACACAGAGAAGCCAGAGAUGGCUCUAGACCCAGCCACCGAGGUCACCAGUGCCGACCCAGCCAGCACAGCAGCACCUGCCAUGGGGCUUGCUGAAGACCCUGUGCCCCCAGUCUGCAUCCCGGAAGAUGGCCAGGAGCCACCGACGGGAGAGAAGCUGGCAAAUGGGGUGAGACCUGACAAGGGGGCCUGGAAUCUGGCGUCUCGCCUCUUCCACCUGGAGGGUUUCCGCAAGUCAGAAGUGGCCGCCUACCUGCGCAAGAACAAUGACUUCAGCCGGGCCGUGGCCGAGGAGUACUUGUCUUUCUUCCAGUUUGGAGGCCAGAGCCUGGACCGCGCCCUCCGGGACUUCCUGCAGGCCCUCGUGCUCAGUGGGGAGACUCAGGAGCGGGAGCGAGUCCUCUACCAGUUCUCCCGACGCUUCCAUUACUGCAACCCAGGGCUCUUCUCCUCUGUGGAUUGCGUCCACACCUUGACCUGUGCCAUCAUGCUACUUAAUACGGAUCUGCACGGACAGAACAUUGGGAAGAGCAUGAGCUGCCAGGAAUUCAUCACCAACCUGCACGGCCUGCAAGACGGCGGAAACUUCCCCAAGGAGCUGCUGAAGGCCCUCUACUGGUCUAUCCGGAGUGAGAAGCUCGAGUGGGCCGUGGAUGAGGAAGAUGCAGCCAGACCUGAGAAGGCCCAGACACCGUCCCUGGCUGGCAAGCUGUGCAGUCCCCUCCUGCAGCUGGCACAGGAACCCACGGCACCCACCUACAAGAAGGGCAUUCUGGCACGCAAGAUGCACCAUGACGCUGACGGCAAGAAGACGCCUUGGGGCAAGCGUGGCUGGAAGAUGUUCCACACUCUGCUCCGCGGGAUGGUCCUCUACUUCCUGAAGGGAGAGGACUGCAACCCUGAGGGGGAGAGUUUGAUCAGGCAGAUGGUGGAUGAGCCCGUGGGGGUGCACCACUCCUUGGCCUCCCCGGCCACCCAUUACACCAAGAAGGCGCAUGUCUUCCAGCUGCGAACGGCCGACUGGCGCCUCUACCUCUUCCAGGCACCCACCGCCAAGGAGAUGGGCUCCUGGAUCGCCCGCAUCAACCUGGCCUCGGCCACGCACUCGGCACCACCCUUCCCGGCUGCAGUGGGCUCCCAGCGGAGAUUUGUCCGGCCAAUUCUGCCCAUGGGGCCGGCCCAGAGCUCCCUGGAGGAGCAGCAUCGGGCCCAUGAGAACUGCCUAGAUGCUGCCGCCGACGACCUGCUGGACCUGCAGAGGAAGCUGCCAGAGCGCCGGGGCCGCAGUCGCGAUGUGGAGGAGUACCGCUUGCGGAAGGAGUACCUGGAGUAUGAGAAAAGCCGCUACGAGACCUACGUGCAGGUGCUGCUGAGCCGUCUGCGCUGCCCAGACGAUGACCUGGACCUGUGGGAGGAGCAGCUGGCCCAGGAAGCUUGCGGCCCCCGGGAGCCCAAGUCCAGCCUGAAGAAGUCUCACUCCAGCCCAUCCCUGCACCAGGACGAGGCCCCCACCACGGCCAAGGUGAAGCGCAACAUUUCGGAGCGCAGGACCUACCGCAAGAUCAUCCCCAAGCGGAACCGCAACCAGCUGUGAAGCGGGGCUGAGCCCCAGUCUGGCCGGGCUGGCCCGAGGGCCGAGUCCCCUAGGGGCCCUUCUCCAUAGGACACUUCGCACUGCUGGGUGGGUCUCCAUUGCUGUGCACCCACAGCUGCCCUGCCCACCCGGCCCUGACCUGUGUGAGCCAGACGGGACGUGAGGACACUCUCUCCCAGACUGCGUGUAGCCUGUCAGCUUCUCCAGAGCCUGGUGGGCCUCGGAGCCUGUGCCAGCUGCUGUGUGCAGGUCUGUGAGUCAGUUCAGUGGGCCGGGCCGGGCCUCGGACACCCAGCACCCAGCAGUGGAGGCCUCUGUGUGGGACAGUGGGGGGUGGGGA
Sorex fumeus (smoky shrew) is the source of this 3556-nucleotide messenger RNA. It is a transcript of the gene PSD4, whose product is annotated as pleckstrin and Sec7 domain containing 4. The record is from RefSeq and is a predicted model, not a curated record. Gene Ontology annotation, cellular component: ruffle membrane. Gene Ontology annotation, biological process: regulation of ARF protein signal transduction. Gene Ontology annotation, molecular function: phospholipid binding; protein binding; guanyl-nucleotide exchange factor activity. Lineage: Eukaryota; Metazoa; Chordata; Mammalia; Eulipotyphla; Soricidae. The transcript is spliced from 16 exons. The coding region runs from base 436 to 3216 and encodes 926 amino acids.